Messenger RNA from Apis dorsata (giant honeybee), 285 nucleotides. RefSeq names its product integumentary mucin C.1-like. The transcript has a single exon. The annotation marks the transcript as partial. The record is from RefSeq and is a predicted model, not a curated record. NCBI's taxonomy places the organism in Eukaryota, Metazoa, Arthropoda, Insecta, Hymenoptera, Apidae.
ACUACCACUACAGAAACACCGUUCAUUAUUAUUUUAACAACGGAAACCACAACUGAAAUUGUUACAACAGUGACUACUCCUAUAACUACUGUAACAACACAAACAACAGAAACGACGGAAAUAACUCCCACUACCACUACUACAGUGACUACACCAAUAAUAGAAGUUAACAUCACUACGGAAACGCCUUUCAUUAUUACAUUAACAACAGAAACCACAACUAAGACUACAAUUCUCACAACAGUGACCACUCCAGUUACUACUAUAACAACGGAAACAACUCCU